AUGGCUGCUGAGCCUCUGCCCGCAGCGCCGCUCACCCGGCGGCCCCUCCUGCUCGGCCAGGUGGAGGGCUCGCAGGACGUGGUGACCAUGGCGGCCAUCGUGCCCAAAGAAGAGGGGCUCAUCAGCGUCUCGGAGGACAGAACCGUUCGUGUAUGGAUGAAGAGAGACAGCGGUCAAUAUUGGCCAAGCAUAUACCACGCAAUGCCAUCUCCAUGUUCGUGCAUGUGUGUUAAUCCGGAAACGCGAAGGCUGUCCGUCGGUCUAGACAAUGGUACAAUUUCGGAAUUUAUUUUAUCAGAAGAUUACAACAAGAUGACACCAGUUAAAACUUACCAGGCUCACCAGAGCAGGGUUCUGAUGGUUCUGUUCGUUCUGGAGAUGGAAUGGAUCCUGAGCAUAGGCCAAGACAAGUACUUCACCUGGCAUUGUUCAGAAAGUGGGCAGCGGCUCGGCAAUUACCGGAUUAGUGCAGGUGCCUGCGGACUACAAUUUGACAUGGAGACGCGGCACGUUUUUAUCGGUGACCAUUCUGGACAGGUGACCAUCCUUAAACUGGAGCAAGAAAACAGCAACCUGAUAACAACUUUUAGGGGGCAUACAGGUGGCAUCAGUGCCCUCUGUUGGGACCCUGUGCAGCGUGUCUUAUUUUCAGGCAGUUCAGAUCAUUCAAUUAUUAUGUGGGACAUCGGAGGAAGAAAAGGAACAGCCAUUGAACUACAAGGACACAAUGAUAAAAUUCAGGCGCUCUCCUAUUCUCAUCACACUCGGCAGCUUAUCUCUUGUGGAGCCGACGGAGGGAUUGUCGUCUGGAAUAUGGAUGUUGAGAGGCAGGAGACACCAGAAUGGUUGGACAGCGACUCUUGUCAAAAGUGUGACCAGCCGUUCUUCUGGAACUUCAAACAAAUGUGGGAUAACAAGAAAAUAGGCCUUAGACAGCAUCAUUGCCGGAAGUGUGGGAAAGCUGUCUGUGGCAAAUGCAGCUCAAAGCGCUCCUCCAUACCGCUUAUGGGGUUUGAAUUUGAAGUGAGAGUCUGUGACGGUUGUUAUGAAUCAAUAACAGAUGAGGAGCGUGCUCCCACGGCCACUUUCCAUGACAGCAAACACAACGUCGUCCAUGUACACUUUGAUGCAACCCGGGGGUGGUUGCUGACAUCUGGGACAGACAAGGUUAUUAAGCUGUGGGACAUGACACCUGUGGUAUCCUGAUACAUAAAUGUAAAGCAGCACAGUGAUACUGAAGAAGGGAUUCCUAAGCCUGUUGCAGAUGAAGCAAGCUGUGUAAUGACUGAUAAGGGAGAGAACUAAUACUUCUGAAUGGCUUUUCAAGUGAUCUACCAGAUUUGGGGUGAACACCUGCACCAAAUGCUCUACUUCUCUUUGUUCUCAAAAUACAGAAGAUAUUUUUUUAAACCUACAAAUUACACACUCUGACUCUGUUCAGCCAUUUGGAACUUGCCUGGAACAUCUGUGUGCAGUGUGGUUUGUGUUUCAUGUUCUACGUUGACUUGUGCUAUUUGUGGGGGAAUUCUUUGCAGAUAUGAGCAGCUGUCUGCAGUGCUAGGUUGGGAAGGAUGAAUCUGCUGUUGGGGAGACAAAACAGCAAGCCAAGUAUUCUUCUUUCCAUAAUAUCCGACAGAGAGUCAUUGAGUAAGAACUUGGAUGACAAACUGCUGUAAAAGAUCAGAGCAGACAGAGCUCUUUUUAACAGGAAAGGUCUCCUUUGUAAUUGUUUUCUAGGAAAUGGUACUGUGGGAUGUGAGGGGGAGGAGAGGAGAGGCAAAGCCCAGUCUAAGAGCGAUGCUUAUUUAGCCACGAAUUUCAAAAUGCCUAAACUAGCUUUCUGGCCCCAAGCAUUUCUACCAGUGAGUGUAGAAGCCAGUUGAAACUGAGUAUGGAUCUAAUGGAUUUAUGUGGUUGCCAGGAACUUGUCAAUGCAGGGAAUGUCCUUCAGUUUAGCUGGCCCAGCAGUGGCGAAACUUUCUUUGAGGAUUCUGCUAGAAUUGAUGUGCUUUGCUGGGUAUGGUUUGAAACUAACUGUCUCAUUUCUGUCACCCUUCUGGCAGAAUGAGUGUUUCUAAAAUCGCUGAUGAUUGUAAUUGUUUUUAAUUCUCAAUGUAGCCCCCAAAUUAAGGCGGUUAAAUUUCACAUUUUGUUUUGCUGCCUUAUUAGGCAAUUCCCCCCCUCCCCAAAAAAUAAAAAUAAAAAUGGAAA
Elgaria multicarinata webbii is the source of this 2211-nucleotide messenger RNA. It is a transcript of the gene WDFY2, whose product is annotated as WD repeat and FYVE domain containing 2. The transcript has 12 exons. Gene Ontology annotation, cellular component: early endosome. Gene Ontology annotation, biological process: positive regulation of protein phosphorylation; positive regulation of fat cell differentiation. Gene Ontology annotation, molecular function: metal ion binding; protein binding. Bases 1 to 1206 code for a protein of 401 amino acids. NCBI's taxonomy places the organism in Eukaryota, Metazoa, Chordata, Lepidosauria, Squamata, Anguidae. The record is from RefSeq and is a predicted model, not a curated record.